This is a messenger RNA of Penicillium canariense, 1146 nucleotides long. RefSeq names its product UPF0075 domain protein. Gene Ontology annotation, biological process: amino sugar metabolic process; peptidoglycan turnover. Gene Ontology annotation, molecular function: phosphotransferase activity, alcohol group as acceptor; ATP binding. The coding region runs from base 1 to 1146 and encodes 381 amino acids. The record is from RefSeq and is a predicted model, not a curated record. The transcript is spliced from 2 exons. Lineage: Eukaryota; Fungi; Ascomycota; Eurotiomycetes; Eurotiales; Aspergillaceae.
AUGGCGAUUUCUACCAUGUCUGCUGCGAAUGGACAGAGAGAUGGAACACUGGAAACUUGCAGUGAUCUCUCCAACCUCGAAGGGCCCGCACUGAACUUGACAGUCCUGGGACUGAACAGCGGCACCUCCAUGGAUGGCAUAGACUGCGCACUUUGUCGAUUCCGCCAGCAGGAUCCUUCCGGCCCGGUGACAUUUGAACUCUUGAAGUAUGGCGAGACUCCUCUAGACCAGCAGAUCAAGAGACGAGUGAUGAAUAUGAUUUUGCACAACUCAACAUCGCCCGAAGAAAUUGCCGAGAUCAAUGUUAUCCUCGGCGAGGCUUUUGCGACGGCUGUGGAAGAAUUUACCAUUAAGCAUGGUAUUGACAAAUCCAGCAUCGAUGUCCUUGGAUCUCACGGCCAGACGAUAUGGCAUCUUUCUAUGCCGAAUGAGAACCAAGUCAAGACGACUCUCAGUAUGGCAGAAGGCACGAUUCUGGCAGCUCGGACUGGAAUUACAACGGUAUCCGAUUUUCGAAUCAGCGAUGUAGCUGCUGGACGUCAAGGGGCCCCGCUUAUUGCAUUUUUUGAUGCUCUGCUUUUGCAUCAUCCUACCAAGCUUCGUGCAUGUCAGAAUAUCGGCGGAAUCGCCAAUGUCUGCUUUAUACCACCUGACAGCCAUGGAGGCGUGGAUGAGUGCUUUGAUUUCGAUACUGGGCCUGGAAACGUUUAUAUAGAUGCAGCAGUCCGACACUUUACUAACGGCGAGCGGGAAUACGACAAGGAUGGUGAAAUGGGGAAGCGCGGCCAAGUACACCAGGAACUCGUGGAUGAAUUCUUGACACACCGAUACUUUGGACUGGAACCACCCAAAACAACGGGCCGCGAAGAUUUCCGGGACACUCUAGCCUUUGAUCUCAUUUCAAAGUGCCAGAAGAAAGGGUUAUCACAGGAUGACAUCGUGGCAACCAUUACUCGAAUCACCGCGCAAUCGAUCGUGGAUCAUUACCGACGCUUUGCGCCAUCUCAAAAUAUAGACGAGAUUUUCAUGUGUGGCGGGGGGCCUUCAAUCCAAACAUCACAGAUUUCAUCCAGAAAAGCUACCCAAAUACCCGGAUUCUAUUGCUGGACGAAGCUGGUAUUCCGGGAAAUGCCAAGGAAGCGAUAA